This is a messenger RNA of Penicilliopsis zonata CBS 506.65, 1526 nucleotides long. RefSeq lists its product as hypothetical. The coding region runs from base 106 to 1218 and encodes 370 amino acids. Gene Ontology annotation, cellular component: nucleus; cytoplasm. Gene Ontology annotation, biological process: signal transduction; peptidyl-serine phosphorylation; endocytosis. The transcript is spliced from 5 exons. The record is from RefSeq and is a predicted model, not a curated record. NCBI's taxonomy places the organism in Eukaryota, Fungi, Ascomycota, Eurotiomycetes, Eurotiales, Aspergillaceae. Gene Ontology annotation, molecular function: protein serine/threonine kinase activity; ATP binding.
CUCAUCGCCAUCACCGCCUCACAAAAAGUCUAGGUCAUUUUCCAUCACACCACCCACACCUUCCUUGUUCCUGCACAGCGGCUAGCUGUGUUCGAUUGAUCCAAAAUGACGACCAUGGAUUUGCGUGUCGGUAAUAAAUACCGUAUCGGUCGCAAGAUUGGUAGUGGCAGUUUCGGUGACAUCUACCUGGGCACGAAUAUCAUCUCCGGCGAGGAAAUCGCUAUCAAGCUCGAGAGUGUCAAGGCUAAGCACCCCCAGCUGGAAUAUGAAGCCCGUGUCUACAAGUCCCUCGCCGGUGGCGUGGGGAUUCCCUUUGUGCGUUGGUUUGGAACCGAAUGUGAUUACAAUGCCAUGGUGAUCGAUCUCCUCGGCCCCAGCUUGGAGGACCUGUUCAACUUCUGCAACCGCAAAUUCUCGCUCAAGACCGUGCUUCUGCUGGCCGACCAGCUCAUCUCCCGCAUCGAGUACAUCCAUGCCAAGUCGUUCAUCCACCGUGAUAUCAAGCCCGAUAACUUCCUCAUGGGCAUCGGCAAGCGGGGGAACCAGGUCAACGUGAUCGAUUUCGGUCUCGCCAAGAAAUACCGUGACCCCAAGACACACUUCCACAUCCCUUACCGUGAGAACAAGAACCUCACCGGAACCGCUCGCUACGCCAGUAUCAACACCCAUCUGGGUGUCGAGCAGUCCCGCCGUGAUGACAUGGAGUCUCUCGGAUACGUUAUGCUCUACUUCUGCCGCGGUUCGCUCCCCUGGCAGGGCCUCAAGGCUGCUACCAAGAAGCAGAAGUAUGAUCGAAUCAUGGAGAAGAAGAUGACCACUCCCACCGAGGUGCUCUGCCGCGCCUUCCCCAACGAGUUCGCCAUCUACCUCAACUACACCCGCUCCCUGCGCUUCGACGACAAGCCCGACUACUCCUACCUGCGCAAGAUCUUCCGUGAUCUCUUCGUCCGCGAGUCCUUCCAGUAUGACUAUGUCUUCGACUGGACCGUCUACAAGUACCAGAAGAAUGCGGCCAUGAUUGUGGACGCCACCAAGAAGGACAAGGAGGGCGAAGACCCCCAGCGCCGCGCCGUCACCGCCGCACCCAUGGCCACCCCGCCCGCUGCCAAGCCCAGCGCCGUCUCGGGUCAGCGCCGUAAGGUCAUUGAACGCGGUGCCAGUGGUGUCAUUGAUACUCCAGACACCAACCGUGCUGUCGGCGGUAGCGAUCGGAUGUGAGUAUCUGUAACCUGGGUUCCGUGCAGGGAACGCCGACUUCUUUCUUUUCCCUCCUCUUCAACACUCUGCGUUCGGUACCUUUUUAUAGUGAACGACGCUUGCGUGGAGAACAGCCCACUGCCUCUCGUUUUUUCUUUCCUCUUUCUUUCUAUCUUUCUUUUUUCCUUUUAUUUUUUUUUACUUGAUAUUGGAAUCUGACUAAUCUCAUAGUCUUCGGCGUUAGGCUGCGUUCUGCUUCUAAGAUGGCUGCUUCGGGUGCAUAUGCACCUGUAGCUGGCCGUUCGAAGCGGGACGAUGGAACUGGUGCU